CCAAUCAGGAAGUAGCAUGCAGGGAACGUCAUAUGUCAUACAUGCCUGCCUUGCCUGCCCGUGGUAAACACUCUAGACCUAGAUGGUGAGCAGCACAUUGCAUUUCUAAGGCAUAAACAUCGCUUGGAGGAUUUGAUUGUUCACGGGCGGUACUGUGUAUUGCUGAUUCAUUUCUCUUGCGAUGACGACUUAAGAUCAAGGAACUAAAUGGACCAAAUGAAAAAGGCUCUUGGUCCAGUGCGAAAAAUGGCCAAACGUUUGUCUGGUGAUCAUCUUGGUGAGUCAGGUGUGGGGCCUGUCAUUGCCAACGCCUACUCAAAACUGAAGAAUGAGUGCAUAAAGGUACUUGGUGACUCGCCCAAACCUUUGGUUGUUGAAAAGGUGGGCGUAAAAUACUUGCCAAACCCGCACAAAUCACCAAAUGACAAGAAAGAGCACAGAGUCAUCUUGCUACCAAAUGGAUUGACUGCCCUCCUUAUAUCUGAUGUAAACCAUUUAGUAUCUCUUGAUCCUGCGGAUUGCUCUUUAGAAAAGGUUGCUGAUGAAGCUGACUCUGGAGAUGAAGAGAUGAGUGAAGACGGAGAAGAAGAGGAGGAGUCAGAGAGUGACAUGGAUGAUACUGAAGAAGAAGAAGGAGCAGGAGCGGGAAAAAGAUCUGGCGCACCAGAAGAGAAGCUUGCUGCUGUUGCCCUGACUGUUGGUGUCGGUAGCUUUAGUGACCCGCCUAACAUUCCCGGUCUUGCUCAUUUUUUGGAGCACAUGGUUUUCAUGGGUAGUGAGAAAUUUGCAGGAGAAAAUGAUUUUGAUGACUUUGUGAAGAGGCAUGGCGGGUAUGACAAUGCAUCAACUGAAUGUGAGGCAACAAAUUUCUAUUUUGAGUGCCAAGAAAAGAGACUGCUUCGCACUAUGGAUAUGUUUGCACAGUUCUUCAUAGCUCCUUUGAUGAAGAGAGAAGCCAUGACAAGAGAACGAGAAGCAAUUGAGUCAGAAUUCCAAAUGGCAGUAACAUCUGAUACCUAUAGGAAGCAGCAACUCAUAGCCCAAAUGGCAUUUCCUCAUCACCCAGCCACGACAUUUACUUGGGGCAAUUUGAAAACCCUACGUGACAAUGUUUCAGAUGAUGAGUUGUACGAUGCUGUGCACAAAUUUAGAAACCGGCAUUACUCAGCUCACAGAAUGACUGUAGCUGUCCAAGCCAGAUUGCCUCUUGAUUUGCUUGAAGAUUGGGUGUAUGCUUGCUUCUCUCCUAUUCCAACCAAUUACUUACCUUCUGAUGAUUUCACAUUAUUCCCAAACCCAGCCUUUGAUCAGGAUCGGUUCUGCAAAAUUUACACUGUAAAUCCUGUGAAAGACGUUUGCACAAUGGACCUGACUUGGUACAUGCCUGCAUUGCGUCACCACUAUAAAGUUAAACCAACUGAGUAUUUGAGUUGGUUUCUUGGACAUGAAGGUAAAGGAAGCCUUCUUUCCUUGUUAAGACAGAAAGUGUGGGCCUUGGAAAUAACCAGCGGAGUAACUGACAGUGACUUUGAUCAUAAUUCACUGUAUUGCCUUUUCACUAUAACGCUGUCUCUAACUGAAGCAGGCUUAAGGAAUAUACCUCAUGUCAUUGAGGCAGUUUUUGGGUAUAUAAAGAUGCUUAAGGAGAAAGGACCUCAGGAGUGGUUGUACCGGGAAAUGCAAUCUAUGGAAGAUGCCCGUUUCAGAUUUGAGGAGGAAGCUUCGGCAGGAGAUUAUGUAGAAUGGCUGAGUGGAACCAUGCAAUUGUAUCCACCUCAAGAUUAUAUUACUGGAGAAGACUUAUUCCUUGACUACAAUCCUGAAAUAAUCACUGAGUGCAUGAACUAUUUCACAUUAGACAAUAUGAAUGUUAUGAUCUGUACCAAGAAACCACUCGAUGGUGUUGAAUUUGACCAGACUGAACCAUGGUUUGGUUCGCAGUAUAAUAUGAGGAAGAUCCCAAGUGAAUGGCUUGAGUUGUGGAGGAAUGUUGUGUCAGACCCAAGUUUCUCUCUCCCUGAGCCAAAUCAAUUUAUUACAACAGAUUUCAGUCUACUACCCAUCAGUGAAAGUGCUCUGGAACAGAAAGCACCAGAAAAAAUUUUGGAUAAUGAAUAUUUGGAGCUCUAUUAUAGACAAGACACAAAGUUCAGACUACCAACUUCUUACCUGUACAUUGAGUUGGUGUCGCCAUUAAAUACUCAAAGCCCCUACCAUACUGUAUUGAUGGAUAUGUUCUUGAUAACUGUCAAACAGCAGAUGGGUGAAAGUUUAUAUCCAGCUCGUUUGGCUCAGCUAUCUUAUACAACUAUUCCAAAUGACCGUGGACUGAGUAUCAGGUGCUGGGGUUUUAAUCAAAAAAUUCCAAUGCUCCUUAAUGCUAUUAUAAGUGCCUUUUGCAAGUUCAAGGAGAAUUUAAAUCCUGUGAUGUUCUCUGCUGUCAAAGAGGAAGUCAGGAAAAGUUAUUACAACUCUCUUCUCAGACCUGAGAAACUAGGAAAAGAUGUUCGAAUGUCCUUGCUUCUCCAAACAUUUUGGACCCAAUGUGAUAGGUACAAUACCGUGAAUGAUGUAACAAUGGAAGAUGUAGCUGCCUUUGCUGAUAAGUUUUUAAGCCAGUUAUAUGUCCAAUGUCUAGUCCAGGGUAAUAUAUCAAAGGAGGAUGCCCUCCAAGUUUGUUCAAAUAUUGUGAAUGCUUUGAAAUGUGAACCACUUCCACCAGAACUCUUCCCUCAAACAAGAGUCAUGGAGAUUCCCCAUGGAGAAAUGUGCUGCAGAGUAAAGUCAUUCAACAAGACUGAUACUAAUUGUGUCACAACAAACUACUACCAGUCAGGCAAAGCUACAAUUCGGGAUGUCUGCAUCGCUGAGAUGGUGGUGAUGUUACUGGAAGAGCCCCUUUUCAACAUCUUGCGUACAAAGGAGCAACUAGGCUAUGAUGUCUCAGCCCUUACUCGAGACACAUUUGGAAUCCUUGGAUUUUCUAUUACAGUAGUAUCCCAAUUUGAUAGAUUUUCUGUUGACCAUGUUGACUCAAGAAUAGAAGCUUUCUUGCAAACUUUUAUGAAGGAACUCAAAAAGUUGAAAUCUCCUGACUUUGAUGAAGUUCUACAGUCUCUCAUCAAACUAAAGCAAUGUACUGAUCUCCAUCUUAAAGAAGAAGUUGAUAGAAAUUGGGAAGAAAUGUUGAAUCAGGAGUAUAUAUUUGAUCGAAAGAGAAGGGAAGUAGAGUUCUUGAAAGAUUUGAAGCCUGCUGUUGUAAGUAAAUGGUUUAAUUCUCAUGUAGCAUGUGGAAACAAGUCAAACUUCCGAAAACUUUCUGUCCAAGUUGAAGGUUUUAGCAAAUCCACCAAGGAUGAUACUGAUUUUGAUGAAAAUAAUAUGUCAAAUGACCUUGAAGUUCAAAUUGAAGAAGAAGCUGAAUGUUUAAGUGGGAUGAGGCAAGUGCCAGACAAAUUUGAAUUACAAUUCAUCAACUCGAGCAGCAUGCAUUCUAAGGAAUACUUCAUCACUGACAUUAAUGCUUACAAAAAAAAUCUCUGUGUCUACCCACCUCAUAAAGUUGUCGCUUAAAGAGAUAAAGAACUGCCACCAUUCAUCCAACUGUAUUUUGCCUUGGUCAUAGCAACUUUUUCUGGAAAUUACUUUGAAGUGACUGUUUUAUUUUGGUGUGAUUAAUUCAUUGGUUUUGAGCACUUUGCAGACUUUGAUUCAGUUUUUCACUAUCUUUAAAUAUUGUUUAAAAUUUACUGUUGAUGUUAGAAGUUUUCCCCAUAUGAUUUGAAGCGUCUUUUUGGAUCAAUUUAAAUCAAGUGUAAGUCAAUAUUGCAGCACUUUGUGAUUUCACUUUGUACUUUCUUGCCUUUUUGGAGGUCUUCUGACAUGAAGCCCUCAUGUUUUGGAGACAGCAUUUUGAAAUUGUUAAAAAUUGUAUCUCUUUGCAUUUGUUGUUAUAUUUUAUACUAUUCAAUCAAACUUUGCCAUGUACAUUUGUAUGGAAUUUCUGCAAGUUAAAGCUUGUCUAUUGUAUUUGAAUAUUUCUUAUUUUAUAAUAAUUUAUUGCAUUGGAAGAUUAAAAGAAACUGUCCAUA
Molecule: messenger RNA, 4091 nt
Organism: Thrips palmi
Lineage: Eukaryota; Metazoa; Arthropoda; Insecta; Thysanoptera; Thripidae
Product: nardilysin-like
Exons: 3
Coding region: 208-3573 (1121 amino acids)
Biological process (GO): proteolysis
Molecular function (GO): metalloendopeptidase activity; metal ion binding
Source: RefSeq, a predicted model, not a curated record